AUGGCGAAUAACUCGUUUCGAGACUCUGUCAACUCGCUAGGAUGGUCGCGUAGAGAUCCGGAUCUUCCCGUGCGCACUGGCGCGUCAUCUAACACACCAUUCCUAUCAAGGCUACAAUCAUAUAAUCCCUUCGGUGAUGGUGGCUACGUUCAACUGCCCACUCACAAUGAUGGCCCUGGGGCCCCGUUACCAGCACCCAAUCGACGUGAAGAAGAGGAGGGUUUCUUUGCUUUGAGUCGGUGGGACCGUAUGCUCAUUUUCGGUGCAUGCAACUUGGGUGCUGCCGUCUGUUUCAUGAUCUGCUUCUUCCUCUUCCCCGUUUUAAGCCUCAAGCCCCGCAAAUUUGCCAUCCUAUGGUCUGUCGGUUCAGUCCUGUUUUUGCUAUCAUGGGCGGUCCUCAUGGGACCAUGGUCCUACGCUAAGCAUCUGACCUCGGGAGCACGGCUGCCAUUCACAGCGGCCUAUUUCGGAUCGAUCGCUCUUACACUCUAUUUUGCCAUCGGGCUCCAGAACUUCUUCCUCACUCUCAUUUCGUCCAUUUUCCAGCUCACGGCCCUGGUCUGGUACCUCGUGAGCUAUUUCCCCAUGGGCAGCACUGGGUUGCAGUACAUGGGCCGCUUCGUCAUUCUCGACUCGUUCGAUUCGGACUCGGACAUCGUUCACCUCGCACAGCAUGGUAGCCAGAACUAUAGAAAGUCUGGUGUCUUGGCUUUGCACCGCGUUCCCGCAGACUUGUUGGUCUCUGGGUAG
Penicillium soppii is the source of this 750-nucleotide messenger RNA. Its product is annotated as putative Golgi traffic protein SFT2. Gene Ontology annotation, biological process: vesicle-mediated transport. The record is from RefSeq and is a predicted model, not a curated record. The transcript has 6 exons. The coding region runs from base 1 to 750 and encodes 249 amino acids. Gene Ontology annotation, cellular component: membrane. Lineage: Eukaryota; Fungi; Ascomycota; Eurotiomycetes; Eurotiales; Aspergillaceae.